Messenger RNA from Purpureocillium takamizusanense, 2612 nucleotides. RefSeq lists its product as uncharacterized. Gene Ontology annotation, molecular function: DNA-binding transcription factor activity, RNA polymerase II-specific; DNA binding; zinc ion binding. Gene Ontology annotation, biological process: DNA-templated transcription; regulation of DNA-templated transcription. Gene Ontology annotation, cellular component: nucleus. The transcript has 2 exons. The record is from RefSeq and is a predicted model, not a curated record. The coding region runs from base 154 to 2328 and encodes 724 amino acids. NCBI's taxonomy places the organism in Eukaryota, Fungi, Ascomycota, Sordariomycetes, Hypocreales, Ophiocordycipitaceae.
GGCCAGACUGUGCCCUCGACUCGUCGUCGCCUAAACGGCAGAGAACCCGCAGCAGCAGCGUCCCGCCCUCUUGGCCCUGGAUGAAUGCGUGAAUGACCGGGCAGCAUCCCUGGACCGGACCGGCAGACUGAGCUCGAUCGACAGGACGAUACCAUGGACACGGGCGGCGCAGCGGCACCGCCGCCGGGGCGGUCGACGACUGCCGCGGCAACGGCGGGCCCGCGGGUCGCCGGCAUCGCCAUCACCAACGACGGCACCGAGAGCGGCGCGACCAACGUCAACGGCCACGGCACCGGCGCGGGUGCCGGCGCGGCGGCGGGCCACCACUCGGCCGUCUCGCCCGUCGCCUCGUCCAAGCCCAAGCAGCGGCGCGUCACCCAGGCCUGCGACUACUGCCACCAGCGCAGCAUCCGCUGCCGGCCCUCGGGCGACGGCGUCUCGUGCGCCAACUGCCGCGACUUUGAGCAGCCCUGCACCUAUCACCGGAAGCCUCGCCGGCGGGGCGUCCAGCCUCGAUCGUCGACGGCGUCCUCGAGCGGCCCCGGCGGCGGCCCGGCGCGUGGAGGCGGAGGCGGAGGAGGCGGAGGAGGAAUGGGAGGCUCAGGAGGAGGCGGCCCCGACGAGCCGAUCCCCCGUCCCGCCUCCGGGCCGACGCCGCCCUCGACGACGCCCAACUCGGUCGGCUCCGCGGCGGGCGGCGGCUCGCGUCCCGUCUCGGUCCCCUACCGCGGGCCCAACCACCACGCGGCCGCGGCGGCCUUUGCCCGUCCGCAGCAGCACGACGUCUGGGAGGCGCCGCGCAUCGCCUCCCAGGCCGUCAUCGUCGACCUCGUCGAGCUCUACUUUGAGCUCGUCUACCCCAUCUUCUGCUUCUUCCACCAGCCCUCGUUCACGCGGCGCAUCUCCCGCGCCGACUACCUCACCAGCCGCCCGCUCUUCGCCAACACCAUGGCCGUCUGCGCCCUCGUCAGCAGCCGCAUCCGCGACGGCUCCGUCACCAACCCGCGCUGGGACCUCGACUCGCUGCGCGACCCGCCCCCGGACGUCUUCUACGCCGAGGCCAAGCGCCAGCUCAUCGACAUCAGCCCGGACUCGAGCCUCAACGUCCUGCGCGCCCACGCCAUCCUCGCCAUCACCGCCAUCCAGAACAGCCGCAUACGGGACAUGCACCAGCACCUCGGCACCUACCACACCCUCGUCGCCAUGGACGCCCUGCACGACGAGUCCAACUGGCCGGCCGGCAUCGGCGUCAUCGAAAAGGAGGAGCGGAGGCGGCUGUUUUGGUCCAUCUACACGCUCGACAUCUACACGUCGGUCGUGUGGGGAGGCAUCAUCCGGUCGCGCGAGCAGCUGUCCAACGUGGCGUACCCGAUGGAGGUCGACGACGAGCUCAUCGAGGACGGCAGCGUGCCCGACGCCGACCACAGCCCCAACUCGGUCAGCUCCACGUCGACGCGCCGGGCCCUGACGGUGCGUUCCGACUGCUGGCUGUCCGGGUGGAACUUCAUCACGGACCUCUACCGGGUGCUGGAGCACGCCCUGACGCGCUUCCGGUACCACAGCAACCGCUCGCGGCGCCAGUCGUUUCUGCACGAGAUCUUCGAGGACAAGUCGACGAGCGUGACCGAGGCGUCGGUCCGCGACAGCGUCCUGCAAAUGUACCUCAACCUGCCGGCGUGCUUCAAGGAGACGCCGCAGCUCACGUACAAUGUCAAAAAGGACCUCUUCGGGUACCAGGCCGCCAACAUCACCGGCAGCCUGCAGCUGGUGCGCAUGGUGCUGUUCGCGGCCGGCGGGGCCAGCAUCGGCGAGCGGUGCCAGAUCGUCAGGGAGGUGGUCGACGCCUUCGUCUCCGUGCCCGUCAGCUACCUCGUCGCCAUCAGCACACCGCUGCUGCACCACCUCGGCGGCAUCGGCGCCUUCCUGGGGUCCGUCUUCGAGGAGCCGCUCAGCGAGGCCGACUACAGCCAGGUGCGCGACAUCAUGCUGUCGCUGGCGCAGCUGCUCGAGAGCCUCGAGGCGGUCCACCACUCGGCCAGCGCGAGCGAGCGGCUGCGCUCCCAGGUCGCGCGCAUCGACGAGUUUAUGGUCUCGCAGCGCCAGGCCGCCGCCGCCAACGCCGCCGCCAACGCCUCCGCCGCCGGCCCCGUGGCCAUGCCGCCCAACCGCCGGCCGCUGGCCCCGCCCCAGGCCGUGGCCGCGGGCUCGUACCCGCACAUGGGCGGGCCCGAAAUGGCCGACGGCUGGUCCUUUCAGGUGCCUGCGGAGAUGCUGGGCGAGCUGAACUGGAGUUUUGAGUUUGGGCAGACGUGGAACGCGCAGGUCUAGGGGGGUUGCCCGGCGUGGUUUGCGUGACGUGGUUUGCCUGACGUGUGGUUUGGACGGCGCGGUCUUUUUAACGGUUGGUCACGGGUUGGACGGGGUUGGACGGUAAACGAAGCAAUGUUUCAUCCUUGGUCCACGGUUGUACAAGGUUUAAAAAAAAGGAAAGCACUUUUUAUGCUUGGUUACAUUACAGGGUUCGGACGGUAAAAGAAGCACUCUUUCAAGUUGAUCACGGGGUCGGACGUUGAAACAGAGCACUCUUUUUCCAUUCAACAGGCAACGGCGGG